AGCGGCGGAGGGAGAAGCGGCGGCGGCGGCGGCGGUUGAGGUGGCCGAAGAGGAGCGGGGAGGAGAUCGGUGACGACACCACUACCACCAACGACGACGACGACUCCUUUCCAUCAUGAACACCAAGGAGAUCACCUGCCGGUAUUUCAUGCACGGCAUCUGUCGAGAAGGAAGUAAGUGCCUAUUCUCCCAUGACCUUUCGGCCAGCAAGCCCUCGAUCAUCUGCAAGUUCUACCAGAAGGGUUUCUGUGCCUACGGAACCCGUUGCAGGUAUGACCACACCAAGCCCUCUACCUCAGCUGGUGGUGCAGCGGGUACCAGGCCAGCAGCCAGCAUCCCUUCCCCAGUUCUCCCAAAUCCCCAGCCACCACAGCCGGGGUUCACCGCCACCAUAAUGAAAAGCAAGUUGUGCGAAUCAGGGAAGCGGGAAAAGAGACCGUUAGUUCUCAGGGACCGAAAUCUGAGCGGCGUAACCGAUACGAGGCCCCCAGCGGAUCCCGCAGAGAGGCCCGGCUGCUACAGUGCCAAAAGGGGAGGUGACCCAGAGGGGAAGCCUCAUUCCUACCUGGAAGCCAUCUGCAGUGGGCUCGAUAACGUGGAAGCCGGAAACCCGGAUGGGCAGCAGCUGUGUCCGUACGCGAUGGCUGGGGGCUGCCGCUUCGGCGACACGUGUGGCUAUCUCCAUGGAGAAGUGUGUGAGAUAUGCGGGCUGCCCGCACUGCAUCCCUUGGACGCGGAGCAACGCAGGACCCACGAGAAGAUGUGCAUGGACGACUUCGAACACAACAUGGAGAAGGCCUUCGCUUUCCAGGCGAGCCAGGGGAAGACUUGCAGCAUCUGCAUGGAGGUCAUCUAUGACAAGCCGUCGGCCUCCGAGAGGAGGUUUGGGAUCCUCUCUAACUGUAACCACACCUACUGUCUGGGGUGCAUCCGCCAGUGGCGCUGUGCCAAGCAGUUUGAGAAUCCCAUCAUAAAAGCCUGCCCCGAGUGCCGUGUGGUAUCAGAGUUUGUAAUCCCUAGUAUGUAUUGGGUAGAAGACCAAAAUAAAAAAAAUGAACUGAUUGAAGCGUUUAAACAGGGAAUGGGGAAAAAAGCCUGUAAGUACUUUGAGCAAGGCAACGGGACCUGCCCCUUCGGCGGGAAAUGCCUUUACCUGCACGCGUAUCCCGACGGGACCAGGGCAGAACCCGAGAAACCACGCAAACAACUUGGCUGUGAAGGCAGCGUUCGGUUCUUCAAUUCUGUCCGGCUGUGGGAUUUCAUCGAGGACAGGGAGAGUCGGCACCUCCCGCGGGACCAGGACGACGACGACGUGCUGGAGCUCGGUGACCUCUUCAUGCAUCUUUCUGGGGCGGAGGCCGCCCGCCACUGAGGCGGCCCGCCCAUCUGUCCACCCGCCCACCUGGCCAUAGGCUUCAGGGUAGCAGUUUAGUGAGAGUUUGCAGUGUUUCUUUCUUUACCCAGGAGCGGGCGGACUUGUCCGAGGGAGGCCGUUCCACCUUUAUUCAGUCUGGUCUCUACUGUUCUGGCAAGGGAAGCGGCGACGGCUAGAAAAUAAAGCGGUCCUCCAGUCAGCCAGCCAGCUGACUGUAAAGCAAUCUCAAGCCGGGGAGGGCCAGGGGGGGCCGGCCUGCUGCUUAGGGGCCGACCGACCGAGCGGGGGCCCGGAGAAGAGAGCUUCGGUGAGACGGCGGGUCUGGGGUGGGGCUUUGUGAGUGUGUGUGUGUGUGUGUCCGGGGGCGGGGGUGAUGGCUGAAGAGCUGCCCUCUGGGCGCUAGGGAGGGGCGCCACAGCGAGAGGCCAGCUACCGCUCCUCUCCACGAGGCAUCGGAGAUUGCAAGAUCUUACUCGGGCCGUUUCGCUAGGGACCGGAGCGAUCGCAUCCCCGGUCAGUCUACGUCGACCCGUACCGUCGCUGGCUCCUCCAGCUUGUCGGAGGAGGGAGGGGAAGAGCCCCUUGUCCCGUUGUCUUAUUCACAUCAGACUGGAGCUUUGAAAUUAGGCUAAAAUCGAGCUAGAACUAAUCACUGCUAACCAUUUCAGAAUUAGCUGAUGAAGAAUGCUGAAGAGCAGACGAAUAGCAUGGAAGCGGGGGUAGAAGAUGCAUUUCUUACCGAUAUUCUUCUACAUUACAUUUGCCAAAACUAAUUUUGAAAGAUGCAUAAAAUGAUUUCCACCACCACGA
Ornithorhynchus anatinus (platypus) is the source of this 2185-nucleotide messenger RNA. It is a transcript of the gene MKRN2, whose product is annotated as makorin ring finger protein 2. The coding region runs from base 116 to 1372 and encodes 418 amino acids. The transcript has 8 exons. Gene Ontology annotation, molecular function: ubiquitin protein ligase activity; metal ion binding. The record is from RefSeq and is a predicted model, not a curated record. NCBI's taxonomy places the organism in Eukaryota, Metazoa, Chordata, Mammalia, Monotremata, Ornithorhynchidae. Gene Ontology annotation, biological process: protein polyubiquitination.